GAGCUAAAAUAGGACUCCUGGUCCCCCUCCCCCCUCCUGUUCCUCCUUCUCCUCCCUCUGGAAUCUCCUGCUGCGCCGCUUGACGCACGGCGCUCGGGAAUCACAACGCGCGCCCGCCGUGCAUAUGCGCCCUCAUACUGGGCUUCUGUGCGCUGGAACCCGGCAAGAGCGCACAUCCAUCCCCGCAACAGCCGACCACGGCUGGGAGGCUGUUUCCUUCAUAUCGCUGUGCGCGCGAUCCUCUCCACGAACACGGCCGUGAAGUGGAACCGCGACUGAAGGAUGAAGUUGGCGGUCCUCCUCCUCCUCCUGUCGGCGUGUCCACAGCUUUUCGCUGCCAUCACCGCUCCUAAAAAGUUUGUGUCCUUGGCGGAGAUGGAGGACGCUCUGCUCAGGAACCUUUUCCAAGGAUAUCAACGAUGGGUGAGGCCUAUUCAGCGUCCCAACGACACUAUCAGAGUUCGAUUUGGACUUAAGAUCUCCCAGCUGGUUGAUGUGGAUGAGAAGAACCAGCUCAUGACAACUAAUGUGUGGCUGCGUCAGGAGUGGAUUGAUUACAAGCUGCGGUGGAAUCCAGAUAAAUAUGGCGGGAUCACCUCUAUCAGAGUUCCUUCAGAAAAUAUCUGGCUCCCAGACAUAGUGUUGUAUGAAAACGCUGAUGGAAAGUUCGAGGGCUCUUUGAUGACCAAAGCUAUUGUGAAGUUUAACGGUGCCAUCACAUGGAUGCCACCUGCAAGUUACAAAUCAGCCUGCACCAUGGAUGUCACCUUCUUCCCAUUCGACCGGCAGAACUGCUCCAUGAAGUUUGGUUCCUGGACGUACGACGGAAAUAUGGUGGAUCUGGUUCUGAUGGAUAAUCAGGUGGACCGAAAAGACUUCUUCGAUAAUGGCGAGUGGGAGAUACUCAGCGCCACUGGUGCCAGAGGAAAUAGGAAGGAUGGCUUGUAUUUCUACCCCUUCAUCACCUAUUCCUUCAUCCUGAAAAGGUUGCCGUUGUUCUACACGCUCUUCCUCAUCAUCCCCUGUUUGGGUUUAUCUUUCCUGACUGUGCUGGUAUUUUACCUCCCCUCAGAUGAAGGAGAGAAGUUGUCACUCUCCACCUCUGUCCUUGUGUCUCUCACUGUGUUCCUCCUGGUCAUUGAAGAAAUAAUCCCCUCGUCCUCCAAAGUGAUCCCUCUGAUUGGGGAAUACCUGCUGUUCAUCAUGAUCUUUGUCACCCUUUCUAUCAUCGUCACUGUCUUUGUCAUUAAUGUGCACCACCGCUCCUCAGCCACAUACCACCCCAUGUCGCCGUGGGUGCGCAACCUCUUCCUUCAAAAACUGCCCAGAUUGCUGUGCAUGAGAGGACACGCCGACCGCUACCAUUACCCAGAGCUGGCCCCCGAAAGCCCCGAGGUGAAGUCUCGCUCUGGGGGCCGGAGAGGAAUCCAGCGGAUGAGCAGCGGAGGCCAACAGUCAACGUCUGACGGGAAAGAAGAGGAGGCCUACUCCACCAUGUUGGAGAAAGCCAUCUACUCAGUGCGCUACAUCAGCAGACACAUCCGGAAAGAACACUUCAUCCGGGAGGUGGUACAAGACUGGAAGUUUGUGGCCCAGGUGUUAGACAGGAUCUUCCUGUGGAUUUUCCUGUCUGUCUCCAUACUGGGCACCAUCCUCAUCUUCACUCCAGCUCUGCAGAUGUUCAUGAAGAUCCCUCCUCCAGCUCCGAGUGAGGAGCCACCCAUUAACCAUUAACAGUGACAGCAUCUAAUAGCACUCCUUCAAGGAUCGACAAAACAUGCUCGCACUGAGCAAGAACUGUGGUGAUUUUUUAAGAGGCCUUUUUGACCUUCUUUUUUAAUUCACUGAGUUCAGUGAUGUCUGUUCUGUCAGUAGUAAAGUUGUUGAACACAACGUGAUUUCCAGCUCUCUGGAAAUGUAAUUCUAGUUUGAAAAUAAGGAUCAAAAGUUCACUCGGUUUUAGUUUUUAUAUGGUGUCCAAUAAAGAUGUAUUUUUGGUGAAGGCUUAACAUUAUUAUUGAUGAUUUUCUUUAUUAUUUGAUUUUUUUCUAAUACAACAGCCAGUAAAAAAUAUUCAGUAUUUCCAUUGUCAUGGAUUUAACACUUAAGCAAAGGUUUUUUUUUUUUGACUGUUACACAACUUACAAAAAUAGUAAGUCAUGUCACCUUUAAUCAUCAUAACCACCCAUUGAGCAGCAAAACAACCUGAAGGUUUUUUACUUACACAUGAUGAGAAACACUUGUAGAUAAUAACUGCAUGUGAACUAUGGAGGCACUUAGUGACAGAACUAAUACUGCUGCAGUUUUCAAUAAGAUCAUGCUUUUUUUUUAUGUUCCACAUGGUCUAGUUAACUACCAUAUCCACAUAACUGUACUUUUAUCUAGGAUUUGAAAGUUUUAACAUUUUAUUAAAACAAUAAAGCUGUCUUGAAUAUAUCUGAA
Oryzias melastigma (Indian medaka) is the source of this 2442-nucleotide messenger RNA. Its product is annotated as neuronal acetylcholine receptor subunit non-alpha-2. Bases 283 to 1734 code for a protein of 483 amino acids. Gene Ontology annotation, molecular function: transmembrane signaling receptor activity; acetylcholine-gated monoatomic cation-selective channel activity. The record is from RefSeq and is a predicted model, not a curated record. The transcript is spliced from 6 exons. Gene Ontology annotation, cellular component: synapse; postsynaptic membrane; neuron projection. Gene Ontology annotation, biological process: chemical synaptic transmission; regulation of membrane potential; monoatomic ion transmembrane transport. NCBI's taxonomy places the organism in Eukaryota, Metazoa, Chordata, Actinopteri, Beloniformes, Adrianichthyidae.